Paramormyrops kingsleyae is the source of this 1572-nucleotide messenger RNA. Lineage: Eukaryota; Metazoa; Chordata; Actinopteri; Osteoglossiformes; Mormyridae. The record is from RefSeq and is a predicted model, not a curated record.
UGUCUAUAGACUCGCUCCACUUUCACAGUCUCACUCUCAGCUCUCCGAUCAGCGGUCUGUCUGCGCGCCGCCGACACAGACAUGCGUCCGUGGUUCCCCAGCGCCUUUCGGGCUCUCGCUGCGCUGUCCGCGCUGUCCGCCGUCGACGGUUAUUUCUAUCAUUUCCAAGUCGAAUGCCGCUACAGCUCAGAGGACCUGAAGGACGUGGAGUAUAUCGAGAGACGUAUCUUUAACAAGCUGCAGGAUAUGAUGUAUAACAGCACUCUGAAUAAGUACUUUGGUUACUCUGAGAACGGAGUGUACAAUGCAGACAUAUGGAACAAAGACGAAUCAGCACUGGCAGGAGCGCAUUCCAACCUGGACGGAUACUGCAAGCCCAACGCUGAGCUGUACUUUAAGAACAUACUGUAUCAUACAGUUGAACCCACUGUCAAGGUCAAAACUGUAAAGGCCUCCAGUGAAAGGCACACCACAAAGCUGCAGUGCAGUGCGUAUGACUUCUACCCCGAAGGAAUCAAACUGAAAUGGCUGAGGAAUGGACAGGAGGUGAAGGAUGGUGUGACCGCCACUGAGGAGCUUUACGAUGGAGACUGGUACCACCAGAUCCACUCCUAUCUGGAGUUCACACCCCAGUCUGGAGAGACCAUAGAGUGUCAGGUGGAGCACAGCAGCCUCAAGCAGCCCAAGACCUAUAAAUGGGACCCAUCAGUGCCUGAAGGGACGAGAAACAAGGUGAUCAUUGGGACCUCUGGCUUGGUGCUGGGGCUCGUACUCUCCAUUGCUGGAUUUGUCUACUACAAGAAGAAGUCCACUGGGAGAAUUUUGGUACCUUCCAGUUAAGGUACAGAAGGGCUUGGAUUGUGGUGAUGUGUUUGAUUACUCAGGAUGAUUUAUGUUUUUGCCAUUAACAUUAUGUAUUUCCUAUGUCUUAUAUGCAUGAAUACAGUCUAAUGUAAAAUUCUAUGAUGCUAAAUGGCACAAGUUUAAUAUUUUUAUAUGUAACCAAUAUUACUAUAUUUCCAGACAAGGGCUAGGGUUCUCUACUGUAUAUGUGCCCUUUUUUAUAUAGGGUUUGAUGUUAUAACAGGUAAAUUUCAGUUUUGCAUUUUCAUUAAAAAUCCAUAUUUAUUGGUUGAUAUAGUACUGAUACAGAAUUUUAAGAAUGAAUUCCUGGGUGAUGUAUUCACCGCUUCUUGUGAGGAAUCAGUACAUUGUGAUCAGAUUUACUGUUAAACAGCAGGUCUCAGCUGGAACCCACCAGUCUACGCGAAAUCAUAAAACACUGUGAAACAUGAAAACCAGAAUUACAUUCAGAGUUAUCUUUAAAAAUCAUUUGAUAAGUAGUCUCAAAUUGGGUAAAAAUAGUUUUAAAUUAUAUAACCAGAUAACCUUCCAUUGAAUACGAUAUAAUCCCCUUUCUUUAAUGAAAAAUUGAUCACAUAAGGACAUAAUCCCUUUUUUGCCAACAAUAUUUGUAUAUGUUGCACCAGUUUAACAAUACUGUUUUGUUGUCUUUCGGUUCUGUAUAAAUCAAUUUAAUCAGUAAUAAAAUUAUCACUAUUUGACAUUUAA